CGCUCGCAGCCGCCAGGGAGGCGGGCACGGACGGACCCGCGCCUCGCUUCCCCGGCCCCGACAGCCCCGAGUCCCGACAGCCCCGGUGCCCAGCAGAGGGAAGCGAUGCUGAUGCUGGACUGCAAUCCAGAGUCUGGUAGUUUCAGCAACCUAUUUGAGACAGGAACUGGUGUGAACGCACCUGCAGAUGCCUCUGGUCAGUCUCCAGCUCACUUGGCUGCUUGUGGAGGUGAAGCUUUUUUCCUACUUUGGCAACUGCAGACAGGAGCAAAUUUGAACCAACAGGACUGCUUUGGAGAAGCCCCAAUCCAUAAAGCAGCAAAAGUUGGGAGUUUGGAAUGUCUUGCUCUUCUUGUUGCUGGUGAUGCUAAAAUUGACUUGUGCAACAACAGUGGACAGACAGCAGCAGACCUUGCACUGGAUUACGGCUUUCUGGAAUGUGCCAAGUUCCUCAGGACAAUUCAGCACACUCAGACAAUGAAACAGAGAGGACAGUCUGGAUACUCGCUAAGUGACAGACAUGGGUUGUGGAGAGAGGGUCCAACUGCACAGAAACAAAGUGAAACCAGCGGAUCCAUAAACAGGAAGAGGAGAAGAGCAGAUGAUCUUGUCUCCUAGCUGCCAGAAGGAACAGCUUGUAAUCCCAACAUGAAAUAAGGGGAAUCCAAAGUCUGAAGAACCAUGACUGGAUGAUAUACACUGAGCAAUCAGAUGUGUGUGCUGGGACAUUGUCUCCUUCU
This is a messenger RNA of Hirundo rustica (Barn swallow), 740 nucleotides long. RefSeq names its product ankyrin repeat domain 37 (gene ANKRD37). Gene Ontology annotation, molecular function: protein binding. The record is from RefSeq and is a predicted model, not a curated record. NCBI's taxonomy places the organism in Eukaryota, Metazoa, Chordata, Aves, Passeriformes, Hirundinidae. The transcript has 5 exons. Bases 106 to 618 code for a protein of 170 amino acids.